Messenger RNA from Monopterus albus (swamp eel), 2687 nucleotides. RefSeq names its product rapunzel 6 (gene rpz6). The record is from RefSeq and is a predicted model, not a curated record. The transcript has 3 exons. NCBI's taxonomy places the organism in Eukaryota, Metazoa, Chordata, Actinopteri, Synbranchiformes, Synbranchidae. Bases 92 to 1276 code for a protein of 394 amino acids.
UUCUCACACUUGAAAAGAGAGAAAAAAACUUGUUUGCAGCUGUUUGAGCUCAUCAGGAGCGAAGGAGCAGCAGGACCAUUUGUCUGAGAACAUGUCCAGUUCACUGGAGAGGGUUGUGGCCCAGAAGAAGCAGGCCAUCGAGGCAGCCAUGGAUAUGUUUGAAAAAGGGGCUGAGGUGCUGGCAAGUGCUGUGGGGGAGCUCUUCCCUCUCUGUGAGGCCGCCGCUCCAGUUCUCCGCCUGGCCUUAGACAAUGUCCAGAGCAGAGAGGUCUUCUAUGUCAAAGAACAAUUCCUGACCGUGAAGAACAAGCUUGAUGUGCUCUCCACACAACUGGAAGACAUCGAAUGUGAAAUAAAGAAGGGGAGAUUGGACUCCCAGUACUUUUCCAUGGAGGAGAACAUUAGGAACCAGUUUCGGAAGUAUAUGGACAUCUUGGAGGCAAAACAGCUGUUCAGGCAGGUGAAGACCAGGCUUUUCCUGGAGCACUUUGCCAAAACUGGAGGAGAGAAGAACUUGUUUGUGCUGUAUGAUGCUCUGAUGGGGACGAACAGCUUUGGAGAGUCAGUUUUAGAGGUGGUAGAAAGAUACGUGGCAAGGAACAGGCGUCUUCUGGAAGAUUUCUGUGUCCGCAUGAAGGAGCUCUUUUGUUUGGGCCUCAUCGCUCUUCUAGGCUACAGUGCCUUAACCCAGGGCCAAGAGGAAGAAGAGAUAAAAAUCCAAGAAUGGAGCAGCAAAAUUGAACAAGUGGAAUCCAGGAUGAAGACAACCAUCGAGUCCUGCAUCGCAGCCUUCCCUGAGCAAGCAAAACUGGACGCCCAGUGCCUUCUGCAAGAAAAGCAAGAAGAGAAUCUGCAAGAUACAACUCAGCAGCUUCUAGAGUUCUUGGUGAAAAAGUAUGACUGGGUCAGCUGGUCAGUGCGGCUAAUCAACCAUUCAGGCAGCACCUACCGGAACUGGAGAGCAGGAGAGCACUUCCAUCACGUGGCGGGACAGAACUGGUUCGAGGUACUGCAGGUGAACAAUAUCAACCUGGUGGUGUCGUACAGCACCAAACCCCAGCCAGUGCCCCGCGACUGCAUCCAGCAGGUGAUGGAGGGCCAGGGCAAGAAGGGAAAUGCCCCGACAGUGGUGGAGGUGUUGGAGAAACAGCUGUGUGGGUUUGUUGUUCACGCAGUCAGCCGCCACAAGGAGUCUGCAGCUGCAUGGAGCUUUCCAGAGGACUGUCAUUACUGGGAGAGACACAAGAAUGUGGUCGUGUGUGUGCACUCAGAGUAAAGCUGACAUGCCUGACAUUGUAGGAUUUUACAGCAGAGUGUUGUAUUCAAAUUGAAAUACUCUUGAGAUUUGUGUCACUUGUCCAUCUCUGGAAAACACAGAAUCUCAGAAACGAUUGAUGAUGCACUAAUCUGUAAUGCUUGACUGGAUGCUGACUUUAUUACAUGAAUUCAAAUGCUACUGUUCCAUAAAACCUUUCUCUUGCCCACGUUUAUACAAUUUAGUGAUUAAUAAUAAUAAAUUCUGAGCACCACAGCAAUCCUUCGUGCACAAUAUUUCCUAAGUCCCAGAAGUUGUUAACUCUAGUAACUCAAACGACCCUUAUGCAGCAGGGAGUCCCACUGGGUUUUGUUCAGCUCUUUCACAUUUUGUGGUGCACAUAUCUCAUAUAUGAUUGUGGGGCAGAAGUUUAACUACUUAGUGUUUAACAUCCAGUUAACAACAAGUCAGAUUGGUGCAUCCUUAGAGAAACAUUUUAUUCCAUAUUUUGUUGCAAAAAUGUAUUCACAAAUGAGCUCUUAUUAGCUUUGAGGGUUGUGUCGCUCCUAUACAAGACAGACAUUUGAUUUAUAGAUGUAAAUUUAGUUUCAGCUGUUUGAAUAGCAACUGUUUGCAUAUUAUACAUGAUAUCACUACACAUUUGUAAUUUAUGAGUUACUAACCAGUUUGUUUACAACUAUAAGAAAUUUUACACUAACACUGUACUGUAUAUACAGUAAUAAUAGGGUGUGUCUGCUUUUACUGUAAUAAUCCAGUCUCCAGUGAGAAAUGGCUUCUACACCUACAGCUCUAAAGAGAUGGUUUUGCUGAGGCUGCAUCUACAGAGCUGUGCUUCCAUUUUGUCUCCACUCAGCAGGCUGGCCUACAUAACUCUGACAGGGAGCGCAGAGGUUACCUUUUCAGCUGUGAAAAACAAGAGGCUGAGAGUUUGGCACUGGAGAUGGGACAAUGUGCCUUGUGUUUCAACACAUUCAAACCCCUUGAUGUGCAAACAAAUCCACUGAACCCUACUGCUUACCAGCGCUGUGCCUGUAAUUACACUCUGUAAUGGCUUGUACCCGUUGGUUCAGCCUGGAUGAGAGUGAUUCUGUCUGCAAGACUCUUCAUUUGUGCAAUUUAGCUGUGUGAUAAACAAUAAUUGCUGUGUAAUUUUUGCACUUCUCAACCAAAUGAGAUUUUAUUUUUAUUUUUUUUAUGAUUUACAAACUAAACACCAAUUUUUGCUUAUUUAAAACAAACCACUGUGAUUUACUAAAACAUUUCACUUCCCAGGUGCCUAUCAAAACAAACAUACCAUGUUUAGAUCCAUGUUACACCAAUGAGUGAAUAGCAAAAUUUAUAUAUACUUAUAUCAAAAUGUCAUGUAUUACUUAAACUAUAUUAGCAUCUAUAUCGAUGACAAAAAACUCAA